This is a messenger RNA of Sugiyamaella lignohabitans, 2862 nucleotides long. It is a transcript of the gene HUL4, whose product is annotated as putative E3 ubiquitin-protein ligase HUL4. Gene Ontology annotation, biological process: protein polyubiquitination. The record is from RefSeq and is a predicted model, not a curated record. Bases 1 to 2862 code for a protein of 953 amino acids. The transcript has a single exon. NCBI's taxonomy places the organism in Eukaryota, Fungi, Ascomycota, Dipodascomycetes, Dipodascales, Trichomonascaceae. Gene Ontology annotation, molecular function: ubiquitin protein ligase activity.
AUGCCGCCAUGGAGUUUAUUCACUUCUCCGACUAAGAAGAAGUCGGGUCAUUCUAAUGGGUCAACCGGUAAGACAGCACAACACCGCCAGGAUCAAGAGUCUGCUCUGAUUGAUAUGUUUGGCAGUUCUAUAGCACCUAGCGGGUUUGCCGGACCUAACAUCUCGACCAUGUCCUCUACUGAGGAGAUCAUGCGGUCUGUAUCUGAGGUAGCAGCUGCUACUACUGUAGCGAAUGGUUCUGUCAAUGGAACUUCUAAUAGCUCUGGCACAAAUGCUGUUGGGGCUGUUGCAGGGAGCACCGAUGAAGAUUCACAUCUUUCAAAAUUGGUAGUUAAAAAAUGUCAUUGCUGUGGAACAAAACUUCAGGUCCCUGAAAAGCUGACGUAUUAUAAAUGUGCUAUUUGUGAGACGUUUUACGACGUCAAACCUGGUGUGAUUACUAGAACUGAAAAUGCUGUGGGUGGUGAGGCAGAUGUGACUGUUAAAGGAAGUGCCAGCGAGAUUACAGGAGCAGCUGCUGCCACGAAAAGCUAUACAUUAUCUAUCGAGGAGAUUGAAAAAGUUAUAGAUCAGAUUAGACGACACAAGGAAAGCAAUCCUGGAGAUAUUAAUACUUUGAAUGAUGAUUAUGCAGAUCUUGAUAGUAUAUUAACAUCGAGCUUAUCCACAGUGGACUCGAUGAAUGAGUCUUUUUCUUUACAUCAGAAACGGGCGAGCUACUCAAGACCAAAUAUUAACUUUACAAAGGUGGAAAUGUUCUACACGUUAAUAAUGAAUUGUCCAGGUUACGAACGGCCAAUGGAUACCAUUCUAACAUGUCAAUUGAACCUUCUCAAACGACUGAGAAAAGUUCUAGAAUCACCUUUUGAUAUUUGCUUUCUUUUGGUAAUACUUGAAAAUCCCAUUUUAUACAUUCCAGCAUUAUUUUCCAAAGCAUCUGCUGCCGACACUACCAAUAGCAUUUUACAAGCACCCAAACCGCGUCCGACUGGACCACCAGAUCCCCUCCUUCGAAUUAGGGUCAUGGCUGUAGAUGUUUUAGAAAGAACUGUGGGUACCAUUGCCCAUGGCAAAAAGGCUUGUCGCCAUUAUUUAUUAAAUUGGUUGUCACGAUACUCGUUGAGCCGAUUCCAAUCAAAAGUCGACUUGUUAAAUGCCUAUGUUGCACACCGUCUUUUAAAGCAUUACCGAACCGUGCAGUCAAGAGCUAGAAUUCAUCCUAUUCCCAAAACCACCACUGCAUCAUCGUCAUCAUCAUCAUCGCAUCGAAAACCGCAUUCCUCGUCCUCGUCAGCAGCAGCAUCUACACCGCCAUAUUCGAGCUCGCCCUCUCCAGCACGGAAUAGAAAGCGAAAGGGCAGUUCGUCAUCUCAAAUAAAACCGGAUUUAUACAGCAGCGACUGGAAAAUAUCUUCAUUCGUCCGGGUCUUGUCAAUAUUGUUCAACGCCAACAGCGUUUCCACGAAUAAAAUACCAGUGUCGAAUUUUUACAAUACCAUGGUGGAUUACGCUGACGUGACCAGCGACUUUGAUGAGUGGCAGAAAACACGACCUUUCACUACUAGUAAUGCGAAUAGCAAUUCUGGCGUCAUACACGGCAAUGCCCUGAUUCCUCAGCUUCCUUUUGCUCCAGGGAGACCACAAUUCUCCUUCUGCCAGUAUCCGUUUCUCUUGUCAAUGGGUUCGAAGACGGAGAUUUUAGAGCACGACGCUCGUCGACAAAUGGAAUUAAAAGCACAGGAAGCAUUUUUCGGGUCGUUGGCUAAUAAAGUGCCCGAGUCGCCAUUCCUGCAUAUCCGUGUGAACAGAAAUUCGCUUCUACAAGACUCGUUUGAAGCUAUUGAUAAAAACGACGAACAUCUGAAAAAGGGACUGAAAGUCGAGUUCAUUGGCGAGCCCGGUAUCGAUGCUGGUGGACUCAAAAAGGAAUGGUUUUUGUUGCUUUUCAAAGAGCUUUUUGAUCCAUCUAAUGCUUUAUUUAUUGAGGACGAGGAGUCUCAUUAUUGUUGGUUCGACGCUAGUUCUGAACAUGCAUUGAAAUAUUAUAAGCUAACUGGCGUGGCUAUUGGUCUGGCACUCUACAAUUCUACUAUUCUUGAUGUCAACCUUCCCUCAGUGCUGUUUAAGAAGCUUCUUUCAUCUCCCUAUUCUAUACAAGAUUUUACAAAACUGUAUCCUUCAUACGGAGCCAAUCUUCAAAAGUUGUUGAAUUACGAGGGUGAUGAUAUCGAGGAGGUGUUUUCACUUGACUUUAGCAUCUGUUCACAGGAUCCCGCCGACCGUUCGAAGAUAAAAGAGACGGUUUUGAUUCCAAAUGGGAAAACCAUUCUUGUUAACAAGUCCAAUCGGCAGGACUAUGUCAAGCGGGUUAUGGCACAUUAUCUGGAUAUAAGUGUUAAGCGUCAGUUCGAGGCAUUCAAGCAAGGAUUUUACAAGGUAGCAGGUGGGAAUGCCCUGUCACUGUUCCGACCAGAAGAAAUCGAGCUGUUGAUCCGUGGCAGUCUAGAGGCCAUCGACGUCGAUGCUCUUAGAUCGGUGACCCGCUACCAGCACUGGGGUCCUAAAGGCUACGAUGCCGAGCAGGAUAUUGUUGUCAAGUGGUUCUGGAAGUUUUUCAAGAACCUCGAUCCUCUUAACCAGCGCAAACUACUCAUAUUUGUCACUGGAUCAGACCGCAUCCCCGCCACUGGCAUCGUCAACAUGCCUUUUAGAAUCUCUAAAAUCGGUGAGGACUCGGACCGGUUCCCUAUCUCACACACCUGUUUCAACCAACUAUGUCUUUACAAAUACUCGAGUAGAGAGAAACUGACGGCCAAAAUCAUGACCGCUAUCAACGAAAGUGAGGGCUUCGGUAUCAAAUAG